ACGGAGAUUUGUGAACUACAUCAUCUUCAAUUGUCUUCAUCAUUCCGCUAGCAGCGUAAAAUCCACCAUCAGUGUCCGUGCGCGUUUUUACGCAUUUAAAUCGGACGCAUCUUUACGUUAUCACUCACUAGUUGAACUUGGUAAGCUUCUUUUGGAGAAGAGGAGCUAUGGAUUUGGUGUAUCUGGUGUGUUUGGCGCUGAGCAUCGGUGCUUGGUUCGCCUCUGCAGAGAGACACAGCGUCUACUGGAACAGCUCGAACCCAAACUUCCUGUGGAACGAUUACACGGUGGAAGUGCGCAUCAACGACUAUCUGGACAUCAUCUGCCCACAUUACACUCACGGCGAGGUGUCGUCGCACGCGGCUGAGCGCUAUGUGCUGUACAUGGUGGAGAGGGAGGACUACGAGGUGUGUAAGCCUCACUCCUUCGACCAGCUCCGUUGGGAGUGCUCGCGGCCGUUCGCUCCCCACGCUCCCGAGAAAUUCUCUGAGAAAUUCCAGCGUUUCACUCCCUUCACCCUGGGCAAGGAGUUCAGACAGGGAGAGAGCUAUUAUUAUAUCUCAAAGCCAAUGCAUCACCACGGCCAGGAUUGUCUAAGGCUGAGAGUGGACGUUGCCGGGCAUAAAGGCUCUGGAAAGACCCAUCCAGAUAAAUCCAAGGCAGAUGAUACAGGGAAGAGCAUGGAUGGAGGAAAAAAGAUAUUUGCUGCUGCCGGAGGAGUUCACAACCCCUCUAACCGGCUCCCAGCAGAUGACCCCGCUGUGAUGGAGCCAAACGUUCAGAUGAGCAUCGGCAGUUCGGGAGCACAGCUGCUCUCCCUUCCACUCUUCUUUACCAUGAUCCCAGUCUUACUAGCCCUGAUGCUGCACCAAGGCUGAUAAUGCCAUAACAGAGACAAUGCCGACCCAGUGCAGGUCACUGGGGCCACGAACACUCAAGAGAUUUUUUUUAAAGCAGAUUUUUUUAUAAGAGCAUGGACAUUGCUGUCGGUGUGUGUUUGUGUGUUUGUUUUGCGCGAGUGUGGAACGUGGAUCGUUCCAAAGAAGAGGACCUCAAAGAUCUUUUUGUAUUACUUUACUAUGAGGAUGGAAAUUCUCAUUUAUGACUAUUUCAGAUGCACACUUUUUUCAGUCAUAAUGAACAAAACUGCAAGCGAAUCAAAAUACUUAACGGAUGAAUAUCAAAUUGAAAGUGACGAGAAGAUAACAUUGUCUUCAUUAUCCUGUGUUCUCAACAGAUUUACAUUGUACUCCUCAUCUCCAAUGUCAUGUCAAUGUAAUGUCAUUUUUCUUCCUCUACAUGUAGAGAAACUAUUAAUUCUUUGUCUUGGAAAUGUUGUCGGCUACUGCCAGAGUAGUAUGCGUUAUGUAGGAUUUUUGUCAUGUUGUUGUGUAGCACUCAGCUCCCUGUUAUAUCUCUGCAAGUCUGUCAAAGCACCGCUGUCACAUUCAUGCUGGCACAAAAGCCAACCCUUUGGUUCAGGUGCCGCGGUUUGAAUGAACAAAAGUAUCUGGCAUCACAUAUUUUAUCAGUUCAGCCAUUAAGCAACACUAGAAAACAAAUGGUCUAAUCCAUAUUACACAGUGAUGCCUACUGCUACUCACACCAAUUUAACAGUAAAAAAAAUAUUCUUUUUUAAAGGUUUAACAUGUAUUUCAGAAGAAAUGCUCCAAAAUUCGUUUAGAUCCUAGAAAUAUUUAUUUCUUUUGUUGUAAGUCCUUACUACUGUAUUAUAUCCUCUCAUAAGCUUGAGAGCCACUGAUGGAGGGAACAAAGCAGACUCUAACAGGGGUUUUAGGGAGCUGAGCUUCAUUAGUACUUAUGGUUAUUCACUCAUUUUUACUGUCUUGGCAGUAUCAUGGUACACUGGCCGAUGUGCAGACGUGAUCCCACUUGCACGGUGUCAAACCUCAAACUGAAGGGACUUCUCACAACAUAUUUGCAGCUGUUCUCUUGUUAAACAUGCUUGUGUCAUUUUGUAAAUGUUUAUAUGUACAUUUGUAUAUAGAGAAAACUAUAAGAAACUGUUUUAAGAUGUGAAAAAUGUUCAGUGAAAUAAAAAAAGUUGUG
Messenger RNA from Chelmon rostratus (copperband butterflyfish), 2070 nucleotides. RefSeq names its product ephrin-A1b (gene efna1b). The transcript has 4 exons. Gene Ontology annotation, cellular component: plasma membrane. NCBI's taxonomy places the organism in Eukaryota, Metazoa, Chordata, Actinopteri, Chaetodontiformes, Chaetodontidae. Gene Ontology annotation, molecular function: ephrin receptor binding. The record is from RefSeq and is a predicted model, not a curated record. Gene Ontology annotation, biological process: ephrin receptor signaling pathway; axon guidance. Bases 168 to 878 code for a protein of 236 amino acids.